UUCCUACUCCUGCUCCCACUUUGUUAUGAUUUUGUGAUCCGUUUUUUUCUACAAAAAUGCAUCCGUCUGAUGCGCUCGUGGUUCUCCUCCCUCUCCUGCUGAGCGGCCAAUUGUCCAGCGUCCAGGGCACGCUGUCACCCAAUGACAAGCCGAAAAGCAAACAGCAAAAAGAAGUGCUGCGUGGACCACAAGAUGAUGAUGUCUUCGGCCUGGGUUUGGUGUCGCCGGAGCCCCUGGCCAAGGAUAUUCUAGCACAUCACAGAGCCUACUACAAGGACACGGCAACCAGGCGAUUCAAUGGCACCACCUUAGGCUAUGUGACGCCGUGGAAUUCUCAUGGCUAUGAUGUGGCCAAGAUAUUUGCCAAGAAGUUCGACAUCAUCUCUCCUGUAUGGCUGCAAAUUGUAAAGCAAGGAGAUGCCUAUGCGGUGGCUGGAAUGCACGACAUCGAUGCGGGCUGGGUGAGCGAUGUCCGGCGUAAGGGAAAGGUGCAACAACAGCAGCUGCAGCGCACAGUUAAAGUAUUCCCCCGAUUUAUAUUCGAUCAUUUUACCGAUCGUGACAUAAAGCUGCUGCUCAGCGAUGCCAAGGAGCGCACAAAAGUCAAUGAGGCUCUGAUUAAAUGCUGCAAGGACAAUCAUUUCGAUGGUCUUGUGCUGGAGGUAUGGUCACAGCUGGCAGGACGCAUUGACGAUAAGAUUCUGUUCAAUUUGGUGCUGCAAAUGGCCAAGGAGCUACAGAAGCAGCAGCUGCGUCUUAUCCUGGUCAUUCCACCAUAUCGUAAGGACACGGGCAUUCUCUUUGGGGAAAAGCACAUGGACACGCUGUACAAGCACAUCUACGCCUUCUCCUUGAUGACUUACGACUUCUCCAGCGUGCAGCGACCGGGCGCCAAUGCGCCUUUGUAUUUUGUUCGUCAGGCUGUGGAGACAAUUGCCCCCAAGGGUUGUGCUGACAUGGAGGCCAAGCGUUCGAAGAUACUCCUGGGACUCAAUAUGUACGGCAAUGACUACACACCCGAUGGUGGCGGGCCCAUCACCUUUUCGCAGUAUUUGGACUUGGUGAAAAAUGUGAAAAAACAUUUGACCUACGAUGAGCGGGAUGUGGAGAAUUUUUUCGAAAUCAAAAACGAAAAUGGUCGCCACAUCGUUUUUUAUCCCACUUUGUACUCCAUCAAUGAGCGUGUGAAGCUGGCCCAGGAAUUGGGUGUCGGUAUAUCCAUUUGGGAGCUGGGACAGGGCCUUAAUUACUUUUAUGAUCUCUUUUAGAUAUGCAUAUUGCCAGCAUUUACAAAAUGCAAUGCCAUUCCAAAUAAAAUCUUUGCUACAUUAGCU
Drosophila subobscura is the source of this 1334-nucleotide messenger RNA. RefSeq names its product chitinase domain-containing protein 1. The coding region runs from base 57 to 1268 and encodes 403 amino acids. The record is from RefSeq and is a predicted model, not a curated record. Lineage: Eukaryota; Metazoa; Arthropoda; Insecta; Diptera; Drosophilidae. Gene Ontology annotation, molecular function: chitin binding; oligosaccharide binding. Gene Ontology annotation, biological process: carbohydrate metabolic process. The transcript is spliced from 5 exons. Gene Ontology annotation, cellular component: extracellular region.